GAUGUAUUCACUUAAACUCUUCCUAAACUCAUCUUUUCACUAAAGCCCUCUCUCAAACGUUCUUCUUCUUUUUCUCCCUGCUGAACCUUAGCAUUUUUUCCAGUGAACUCAAUGUGCGGACUGCAAUAGCAAGCGUACAUGGGCUGUGACUUGUGAGAUAGGUUUUUCCUUCCUCCCCCAAUGGAUGACACUGGAUGAAUUCUUCUUCUUCAACCUCUCUUUGAUGAUUAAGUUGCAGUUGGCCACACAAAGGAUGGGGAUUUCCAAAGCGCAGCGCAAUUUAAGGAUACUAAAUAUGACAUCCGAAAAUGUUGAUUGGAAGCUGAGAGUUGGUUUAGAGUUUGAAAGUAUAGAGUAUUUAGAGACCAUUGGAGUCUUUUGCAACCGGGUACCUCGGAGAAGGAGUUCGCCGAUCGGGUUUGAGAUUUUCGGUGGCUAUUUUGUCGUGGUUGCUGCAAAGGGCAUCACUCGGUUGUCAUCAACACAUCUGCAGUUAUGGAGAAUAGUGAAACAGUCCAAGAAAAGGUGGUUUUAAAUGGUAUUAGACAAAUUGACUAACAUUUUGGAAAUGAUGAUGGUCUUAUUAGAGAAGGACAAUCAGAGGUUGAUGAUGCCAAUCUUGAUUUGUGUUACACCUACGAUUGUUGGUAUGCAAAAUUGAAUAGUAUAAACUUUGUCAAUAAGUACUUGUAGUUUCUCAUGAGGGAGAAUACUUGUGCAUAGGGGCAUGUCCCUCGGUUUGGAACUCCCUUGAGACUCAGUUUGAUCACCAUGGAGGGAAUUACCUAUGCACAACAAGGUGACCUCAACACUUGUUGCCUAGUUUUCCUAAGUGAGACUGUCGUGUGGACACGCUUAGGGUAUUUCCCGAUGAAUGGUACCAUAUUGCAUUUGAGAGUUGAGGUCAAACACAAGCAUCGUAUUGAGCAUGAUUGAUUGGAAUUGUGAAAGGUUGAUGACUACUUGUUGAGUGUAUGUUGGAC
This is a messenger RNA of Glycine soja, 983 nucleotides long. RefSeq lists its product as uncharacterized. The record is from RefSeq and is a predicted model, not a curated record. The transcript is spliced from 5 exons. The coding region runs from base 185 to 535 and encodes 116 amino acids. NCBI's taxonomy places the organism in Eukaryota, Viridiplantae, Streptophyta, Magnoliopsida, Fabales, Fabaceae.